Molecule: messenger RNA, 6347 nt
Organism: Zootoca vivipara (common lizard)
Lineage: Eukaryota; Metazoa; Chordata; Lepidosauria; Squamata; Lacertidae
Gene: RPAP1
Product: RNA polymerase II associated protein 1
Biological process (GO): transcription by RNA polymerase II
Source: RefSeq, a predicted model, not a curated record
GGCGGCGGAAGGAGAGGUAUGUGCGUCAAAGCGCUUCUGGGCUGAGCGGAGGCGCUGCUGCCGCCGUCUAAGGAUGGCAAAAGCAGCCCACGCAGCACAGCUGAUUCAGGUUAACCCUUAAGCCCUGUAAAAGAAGGCUGUGGCUACAAAAGGAGAAAGAUGUUGUCAAGGCCCAAGCCUGGGGAGUCGGAGGCAGAUUUGCUGAAGUUCCAGAAUCAGUUCCUGGCAGCGAAAGCCUCUCCAGCGGUGAAGGUUGUAAAGAAAGCAGAUAAGAGAAGAGGGGAUCUGGGGAGUGGAGAGGAUGAGAGACCCCCAGUGCAGCAUGACAGGGAUGUGGUGAUGCUGGAUGAAUUUCCUGAUGUGCCCCCUCCACUGACACCAGCACCUCCCAAAAAAUCCAAAUUCAAAAGUGCCCGUGUCCAUUUUGAUGAGGAUCCAGGAGAGCAGUUGGAUCGCAGUGAUCAGCACAUCACAGCAGUCUUCAGCAAAAUAAUUGAACAUGACACAAGCACUGCCAACGUGACGGUGCCCGUCUUCACUGGAGAUGCGUUUCCCAAAGUCUUUCACAGGUCUGAAAUAAAAACAGAGGCAAAAUCAGCAGCUGGAAAGAAAAGCAUCUUUGCUCAGAAGAUAGCUGCUAAGAGGGCAGCCGAAGUGGCUCAGAUAUCUUCUCCUACUGUUGAGGAAGCUGAGCAGACAAAUGUAGGACCAGCAGCUCUAGAUGCUGUCCUACCUCCUGAAGCCUUGGAGACCCAAUUCCGCAGGGGUGAGGAAGAUAAGCCUGCUGGUAGUGUACACAGUGAGCGGUCAAGUAUUGUCACUGGGAAAGGUCUCGGAAGCCUGGGAGGAGAGCAAGAAGCCCAGAACAUCCACAAGGAGAACCUGGAGAAGCUGCAGUCCAUGUCUCAAGAGCAGAUCUUGGAGGAGCAGAAACGACUGCUGGCUCAGCUAGAUCCCAGUUUACUUGCGUUCUUAAAGUCACGACAUGAUGGUAAGGCAACUCGGGAAGGAGAAAGCAAAAAGCAGCCUGAGAGGCCAAGAAAGCUUUUGCAUCCAGAAAUGCAGCCUAGACCCCAGCAUGAAGCAGAAGAAACUCUGAAAGCUCCUUUGUUACAGAAGCCAGUGAUGGAAGAGGAGGAGGGCAUGGAGGAGGCCCUGCAAACAGAAGCUGGUACAAGAAUGGAGGAUAACACAGGUGAUGACCUUCCAGUGAAGCCUCAGAAAGAGUGGCUCCACAUGGACACAGUGGAGUUAGAGAAGCUGCAGUGGUUGAAGGACCUCCCUGAACCUCGGCAGAAGAAAACCAAAAAGGCAAUGCAGGCACGCUUCAAUCUGAAGGGAGAACUUAUUCCCCCAGAUAAAGACCUGCCCACACAUCUGGGCCUACAUCACCACGGAGAGGAAGCAGAAAGGGCUGGCUACUCUCUGCAAGAGCUCUUCCACUUGUCUCGCAGCCAGGUCAUUCAGCAAAGGACUCUGGCUUUGCAGGUGCUUGGUCACAUUGUCCAGAAGGCCAAGGCAGGGGAGUUUGCCUCCUCGCUGAAAGGAAGCGUCCUGCGGGUGCUGCUUGAUGCUGGUUUCCUCUUUUUGCUCCGCUUCUCCUUGGAUGACCCAGUGGAUAAUGUCGUUGCAGCCACUGUCCACGCCCUCCAUGCGCUUCUUGUCUCUCCAGAUGAUGAGGAGUAUCUGGACAAGACAUUUUCGUGGUACCAGGGUAUGACUGUCUACCCUUUUAUCCCGAACGAAGGUGAAGAGGAGAUGGAGGAAGAAGAUGAGAAUGAGGAACAAGCUCCAACUCAGAAGGCACCUGGGAAAAGACCAAAGGAUGAAAACAAACCAGAUCCAGAAGUGGCACAAUAUGAUGCCGUAAAGGGACUGCUAAAGACCAAGAUUCUUCAGCGCCUGAGAUACAUUCUGGAAGUAAUGCGACCUGUGCCUUUGGUAGUCCUGGAGAGUCUAGACAUCCUAACGCGCAUUGCAAGGCACUCUACUGAAGCAUGCAGUCGGAUUCUGGAUUGCCCUCGCCUGGUUGAGAUGGUCAUCAGAGAAUUCCUCCCCACCCAGUGGAAUCCAAGAGUAGCUGAACCUGGGCAGUUGCUCACAAGCCUGCAUGGAGUUCCAUGUGCCACUGCCAUGAAGCUAAUGAGAGUCUUGGCAUCUGGAGGGAGGAAUGCAGCUGCCAGGCUGCUUAAUAAGUUCGAACUGAAGAGUCGGCUGGGUCGCUUCGUAGCUGAAGAUCCCAAAGACCUUCCCCUGAGAAUAGAGGAAGCCAUAAGGAUGAACACUGAAGCUUUCCGCUUGUGGGCUGUGGCCACCGGCUACGGUCAGGCCUGUGAUCUCUUUGGGGAUCUCUAUCCUGUGCUAAUGAAGACGGUCCCAUCCCUGGCUCAAUUGGCUGGCAGUUUUCAGGAGAACAACUCUCUAGUUGAACUUUCUGUCCAGCGAGCUACAGCCGUGGUGACUCUGCUUACUCAAGUAACACAGACAGCCGGCUGCAGGGCAGAACUGCAAGCCCAGCUUAGCAGGAGUGAUCCAGAAGGCGGUGGCCAGAUUCCACCUCCGCCAGUCACCUGGAGCCAGGUAUCUGGCUUCAGGCCCAUCAUUGAAAUGCAACUGAAAGGAUGCCUUGAACAAAUAACCCAGCUGGAGAUCUGGCAGGCACUGCAGCCCCUCACAACAGCUUAUAUCCUUUACAUGGCAGCCUAUUACAGUCACUGCAAUCAGCAGCCAUCAGUAAACCCCAUUGAUUCCUUAGAGGAAGUGGAGCAUCUGACAUCAGCGCUGCUGCUGCCUCUCCUCAGACAGACAGCCAUGCAGAACCUCUGGGAAAUGCUCAGGCCAUGCUCUGCUCUGUGCAAUCCUUUAACCUGCUCUCCAGCGCCAGAAUCUCUUCCCAGCAUCGUUUCUCUGAGCUGCACUGGGGGCAAACCCCCAAUGAGCCUUGCAGGCUCUAAAUCGCCUUUCCCUUUCCUUACUGCCUUCCUGGUGCUUGUCGAUAGCAUCAUCACCGUACACAAAGGGCUGGUUGGCAAGUAUGUCUCCAUACUGGAUGUGAAGGAUGUGACAGACUAUCUGUUGCAGAGCUGGACUGCUGACCUGCCUUCUAUAACUCCUUCCUCUGCUUGGCUCUUGAGCCACGAGUACCACUUUCAAUAUUACGUGCUUUCACUGGCUCAGAAAAUGGCAGGUACUUGUCCGGAUUACAGCCAGCAUGCUUCACUCUAUCACUGCGUUGCCAUGGCGUUGUUAAGCCGUUUGUUGCCAGGCAGUGAGCACCUGGCUCAUGAGCUCCUAUUGGGCCUUGCUUUCAAUGCAAAACUGAUUCCGGAAGGCAAAUCAGGGGGCCCAGAAGCUGCUGAUUUCUCAGACCUCCUGCACUUGAGCUCAAAGGCGAAGCCAGCACAGCCAGGCUCAGCAGCUGCUGUUCCUCCACUCCCUAGUCGUGGUACCUUACUGGAGGAAGCAUACCAGCAACUCCCACUUAUCCAGGCCUGCUACCUCUCUCACUUUGCUUACUUGGAGCCCACCCUUGUUCGUUCCAGAGAUGUUUACCAAGGACGAACACACUUAAUCCAAUCCAUGAUUCUUCCUGAGGUCAAAGGGCCAAUCCUACCUUCCGAUUGGCCGUUCCUUCCUCUCAUCAACCUCUAUAACAGUGUGACUGGUGCAGGAACCCGGUGGGCUGGGCUGAGUUCUCUCCCACUGGAUCUUGUGCGCACAGUGACUCAGAACCUGCAGUGGGUCCUCUUGCUGGAGACUUGGAGAGCCAGGGUCCUUCAGGGCAUCUCGGCGGCAGCCAAACUUGCAAGGCUUAUGUGUGUCUUCCUCACGGGCAGUGACUUGUUCCUGGAAGGACCCGUCCAUUGCUACACAGCUGCUCUACUCUCCCUUUACUGCCAACCCAAAGUCCUGGACUCCUUGAACUUGGAUGCUCCCCUCCCUGGCUUAGCUUCUUUCCAUGACCUCUACAUCAACCUCCUGGAACAGUUUGAAGGUGUCUCCUUUGGAGACCCACUCUUUGGCAUCUUCGUGCUUCUUCCUCUGCAGAGGCGGUUUAGUGUGCAGCUAAGGAUGGCCGUCUUUGGAGAGCAUGUGAGCACCUUGAGGGCACUGGGAGUUCCACUCCAGCAGUUUCCUGUUUCUCUGGAGCGAUACCUUUCCCCUGCUGAAGACAACCUGAACCUCUUACGGCAGUACUUCCAGACCUUGGUCACAGGGACCUUGCGACAGAACUGGUGCCCUGUACUUUAUGUGGUUGCUGUGGCCCAUGUCAACAGCUUCAUGUUCUCACAGGAUAGCACCACACAGGAGGCUGAUGUGGCCCGAAAAAGCAUUCUCCAGAGGACCUGGCUCUUGUCUGAUGAGGUACUCAGGCGACAUCUUCUCUACUAUAAAUUGCCAAAUAAAGAGAGCCCGGUGGGCUUUGACCUUUAUGAGCAGCUUCCCACCAUUCGUCUGAAAUACUUGCACGCUGUGACUAAGAAGCAGCCCAAGGAGGAGCCAUUCGCACCAGAUUUGUAGAGAAGAACCUCAGCAGCUGACACUGGGGAAGUGGGGCGGGGGGGAGCAGCAGCUCUAAGACUGGAGAGGAGCUCUGUCAGCCUCCUGGUCUCUUGCCUUGCCCGAGGAGCACGACAGGAAGGGAUCUGCACUGUCUAGGCAGAGUUACCUUGAAAACGGCUUGACUCUUCAUGAUGGAAGAAUUUGGACAAGCAAGUGUUUCUGCCAAGAUGAAAGACAAAUGGUUUUUUUGGGGGGGGGAGGUGAUGCAAAUGUGAGGUGUCUGUAGGAUUAUUGGCAUCUCCUACUGGAAGAGAGAAAGGCUUAAUUUGCUCAUAGCACAUGGUGAAAUGUACCUGGAAUGUUAAGUCUUAUGGUUUGGCUGGAAGGCUGUCAUGCAGCACGGGAUUUAGGGUGGAGCGGGUGGUUUCCCCGCACAGGGCGCUGAGCCAAGGGGGUGCAAAAUUGAGAAUAUCCAUAAUUGAGAAGAUCCAUUUGGGGGUGCCAAGUUUUGGCCUCGUACAGGGCACUGGAGGAUUAACAAAGUCUGCCCCUGCCACAAUGUCUGGGGUAGAAAUAUCUGGGAAAGUGGGAACUGAUUCACCAGAAUUGUUCAUGGGAUAGUGAUUUGAACAAGCUUUUGAGUCCUGCAGCUGUUCUGCACCUGACACAUCUCAGGAAAUGACAUUACAAGUUUCCAUCUCUGUGCAAAGCCACCUGUUCCUUCCACCUCUAAUGCAAGAUCUCUCUGCAUUAGCUGUUUCUCUCUCUCUUUGUUUUUCUAACCAUAUUAUAUUUAAUAAAGUUAUCUUUCGCAUAACAGGAUGUUUUGGCAGCUGCAACAACUCCCCAAAGCCAAAAGAAGAAGAAUGUGGUUGGUGGAACUUAAUAAAUCUGAAGGCAUGCUCUGGGAUGCCAUGUUAGGGAUCUCUAGGGGACACACUGCGGCAUGCAAACCACCAAACGCUGCCCCUGUUUGAGUGACAAGGCCAUCUAAUCACACUUCCUGUGAUUAGGAAGCGAUUGCCAUUGCCAUCCCCCCCCCCCCCCAGGGCAACCUAAAGCAAUUUACAACAAUAAAUGAAUUGAAACAUAGAAAAACCAGAAGAGACAUUCAUGAUUUUAAAAGACAGAAUUUUAAACCCCACUCAUUAAAGGAGGCCAUAGAUAAUGAAAAGCCAAAUAUUGGGUGGGGUGGGGGAAUUUUUGCAGGGUGGCUAAAGAUACGUAAUGACGAGACUCCCUAGGGAAAACACUGCAGUCCAAAACAUAUGAAGGCCAAUUUGUUGGCUACCCGCUGCUACCCGCUUUCUUGCAAACUAGUGACAAGUCGCAAAUGGGAGGCAGAGAACCAGAGCCUGCGGCAGCUCACAGGAGGAAGACCAGAUGAGGUUUGUGAGAGAUGCUUCCUCUCUGCAAGAUCCCUUGCCAUGUUGGAAAUGCACCCCUGCACCCCACAGAAGCUCAGCAUGGGCAAGAGUCACUAAACUGAUGUCUAGAUAUAUAGGAUGAUGAGCAAGAUCCGAGCAGGACAACUUUACUUUCUGAAACUUAGUUUUGACAUGCCUCUCUCAGCUGCAAUUCAGUCCCUCGUAAAAUCAAUGCACAAUCAUUGAUUUCCCCUGUCUCCCUUCCUGAGAGCUGUGAGCAACUUUCCAGUUUGAAUUACUGAGAAAAAUAAGUACUAAGCUAAGAAUUGCAAGGAGUGAUUUGUUGUUGUUGUUUAGUCGUGUCCGACUCUUCGUGACCCUAUGGACCAUAGCACGCCAGGCACUCCUGUCUUCCACUGCCUCCCGCAGUUUGGUCAAACUCAUGUUGGUAGCUUCGAAAACACUGUCCAACCAUCU